This is a messenger RNA of Penicillium diatomitis, 222 nucleotides long. RefSeq lists its product as uncharacterized. The coding region runs from base 1 to 222 and encodes 73 amino acids. The transcript has 2 exons. Lineage: Eukaryota; Fungi; Ascomycota; Eurotiomycetes; Eurotiales; Aspergillaceae. The record is from RefSeq and is a predicted model, not a curated record.
AUGAGGAUUAGCUCAAAGAUCCUAGUGAUAUUACGCAACUUUUUGCAGACAAUAAGCACUCUCCCGAGUAUUACCUAUAAUAGAAAUAUAUAUAUCCUACCGGAGAUUAUAUUUAAUCUAUCGCUUAUUCUUAGUCCCUAUAUCUUCUUACUAGGGCUGCUUUUUGCAGACCGUGCCUUUAAGAGAGUUAAAGGAGAGGAGGUCCUAAUAUCCGUAGAAUAG